Messenger RNA from Metopolophium dirhodum (rose-grain aphid), 1538 nucleotides. RefSeq names its product COP9 signalosome complex subunit 2 (gene alien). Lineage: Eukaryota; Metazoa; Arthropoda; Insecta; Hemiptera; Aphididae. Gene Ontology annotation, molecular function: protein binding. Bases 155 to 1489 code for a protein of 444 amino acids. Gene Ontology annotation, biological process: protein deneddylation. The transcript has 9 exons. The record is from RefSeq and is a predicted model, not a curated record. Gene Ontology annotation, cellular component: COP9 signalosome.
UAACCCGAUAGGCGAUAACGGGAAUAAAUCGUAUGAACUUACUGUGGACAUGGAAAUCGGAAAUUAAUAAAUAGCUUACUAUAAUAUUUAUUUAGCUUCCAGUUAUUGUUAAUUGUUAUGUAUACUAAAAUUUAAAUUUAACUUUAAAUUUACAAUGUCCGACACCGAGGAUGUAUACAUGUGUGAAGAUGACGAAGAUUAUGGUCUCGAAUAUUCAGAAGAUAGCAAUUCUGAACCCGAUGUGGAUUUGGAAAAUCAAUAUUAUAACUCAAAAUCGCUAAAAGAAAAGGACCCUAACGCUUCAUUAGUGUCAUUUCAAAAAGUAUUAGAUCUUGAAGCUGGUGAAAAAGGAGAAUGGGGUUUCAAAGCUCUAAAACAAAUGAUCAAAAUUAAUUUUCGACUUAGUAACUUUGAUGAAAUGAUGAACCGUUAUAAGCAAUUAUUAACAUACAUAAAAACUGCAGUUACUCGGAAUCAUAGUGAAAAAUCUAUAAAUUCAAUUUUAGAUUAUAUUUCAACUUCAAAAAAUAUGGAAUUAUUGCAAAAUUUCUAUGAAACAACUUUAGAUGCAUUGAAAGAUGCCAAGAAUGAUAGACUUUGGUUUAAAACUAAUACAAAAUUGGGUAAAUUGUAUUUUGAUUUAGCCGAUUACAAUAAACUGACCAAAAUUCUGAAGCAGUUGCAUGCUUCUUGUCAAACUGAUAAUGGUGAAGAUGAUCUUAAAAAAGGUACCCAACUAUUAGAAAUUUAUGCUUUAGAAAUACAAAUGUAUACAGCACAAAAAAACAACAAGAAAUUGAAAGAACUUUACGAACAGUCACUCCAUAUUAAAUCUGCUAUUCCACAUCCUUUGAUUAUGGGUGUUAUUCGAGAAUGUGGUGGUAAAAUGCACUUGGAAGAAGGCCAUUUCUCUAAAGCACAUACUGACUUUUUUGAAGCUUUCAAAAACUAUGAUGAAUCUGGAAGUCCUCGUCGUACAACAUGCUUAAAAUACCUAGUUUUGGCAAACAUGUUGAUGAAAUCUGGUAUCAACCCAUUUGAUUCACAAGAGGCUAAACCUUAUAAAAAUGAUCCAGAAAUAUUAGCAAUGACUAACUUAGUCCAAGCUUACCAAAACGACGACAUUAAAGAAUUUGAAACAAUCUUAAAAAAUCAUCGUCAAAAUAUAAUGGAUGAUCCAUUCAUUAGAGAACACAUUGAAGCCUUAUUAAGUAAUAUUCGUACUCAAGUAUUGAUAAAAUUAAUUAAACCUUAUACUCGUGUUCAUAUACCAUACAUUGCAAUGGAACUCAAUAUUGAAGAAAGUGAUGUUGAAAAUCUUUUAGUUACGUGUAUUCUAGAUGAGACCAUUAAAGGCCGCAUUGAUCAGACAAAUCAAGUUUUAACUUUAACACUAGUUGAUUCUGCAACCAACCGUUAUGCAGCCAUAGAUAAGUGGACCAAUCAACUAGCUACUCUCAAUUUAUCUAUUUCACAAAAAAUAUUUUAAAAAUGUUCAAUGUAAUUUUUUUUUUUAAUAAAUCUUUUACAACAUAAUA